AAAACAGGUUCAAAUUAUAAUUUGCAAGUUGUUCUUAUAAAUCUAUAUAUUUGUCUUGAAUCAAAUCUUGGAUUCGAUCCAUUCUACAAACUUGGAAAUAAAAACUUACAAUGAACAACAAGAUUUUUCUUAAAACAAACAAAAUGGGUCAAAUUAUACUUUGCACGUUUUUCUUAUAAAUCUAUGUACUUGGUAAUCGAAAACACCAUAAUCCCUCCGUUUGAGCCAGCUCUCCGUGUUCCUUCCCUUUUCGUCCAAGACACACUUUUACGUGAAUCCUGUUUUGAGGAAUGCAUGCUCGUCUUGCACAAGCAUUCCUGCCUCCUCCUAGACAUCACAUCCGGGUCACUUGGCAGUCAGCUAGUAAGCGAGCGCGCUCCUCCAUACAGUUGCGUACUGCUGCUGCAGCUCUCAGCGCAACUCCACUUCAUGCAACAUGGACACUACGAGCAGCGGCCAGCCGCGGAGGAUCUGAACGCGCCUCGGGACUCGCCAUACGCCACACCGGGGUAGGGAUGAGGUCCCAUCCAGCAGCCGCACACUGGUAGGCGAGUCGUCAAUUGUCAGCGAUGUCAAAGAGUCUGAAGAAGAAGAACCACUGGACGAACAAAGUCCACGAAGCGGUGCUCACCAGGAAUAAGGAGGGCGAACUGGGGUUCGACUUGAAAGGGGGCGCCGAGAACGGCAAUUUCCCUUAUUUUGGGGAGGUGAAGCAGGGCAAGGUGGCCAUCCAAAGCGGCAAGCUGUCCCAGGACGAGCUGCUCUUAGAGGUCAACGAUACAUCGGUGGCGGGGCUCACCAUCAGGGAUGUGCUGGCCGUGAUCAAGCACUGCAAAGACCCGUUCCGGCUGAAGUGCGUAAAGCAAGGAGGUGUUGUGGAUAAAGAUCUCCGGCAUUAUCUCAACCUACGUUUCCAGAAGGGCUCAGUGGAUCAUGAGCUUCAACAAAUAAUACGUGACAACCUCUACCUCCGGACUGUGCCGUGCACAACGAGACAGCCCAAAGAGGGGGAGGUCCCAGGUGUGGACUACAACUUUGUGAGCAUUGAGCGCUUUAUGGAAUUAGAGAAGAGUGGGGCUUUGUUAGAAAGUGGAACAUACGAAGAUAACUUCUAUGGCACGCCAAAGCCUCCUGCCGAACCCACGCUGAUGCUGUUUAAUGUGACGGACCAAUUCUUGCCCGGUGCCCGACCAAGUGCAGAGGGAAAAAGAAAGAGGAAUAAGUCUGUCAGCAACAUGGAGAAGGACAGCAUUGAGCCACCAGAAGAGGAGGAGGAAGAGAGCCCAGUCAUCAAUGGCAACGGCAUCGCCAUCACACCAGAAUCGAGCGAACAUGAGGACAAGAGCACUGACGCUUCUGGAGAUGUGCCUCUCCAGCCGUGCCCACCUGAGACCCCCACCCUCACCACCACAGAUGCCCCUGAGGAGGAAGGAGACGCCCUCAAGUCCCCACAGGACUCCCAGGAGAAUGACGAAAUGGGCCCUUUGCCAGAUAACUGGGAGAUGGCCUACACUGAGAAAGGAGAAGUUUACUUCAUAGAUCACAAUACCAAAACGACGUCAUGGCUCGACCCUCGACUAGCAAAGAAAGCCAAGCCCCCAGAGGAGUGUGAGGAAGAUGAACUUCCAUAUGGCUGGGAGAAAAUAGACGACCCUAUUUAUGGCAGUUACUAUGUAGACCACAUUAACAGAAGGACACAGUUUGAGAACCCCGUCCUAGAGGCCAAACGAAGGAUGCAACAGCAAAUGCAAAGUCAAGGUCUAUCGGCGCUGCCAUUGCCCACAAUAUAUAGAGAAAAGCCUCCAUUCACGAGGGACGCCACACAACUCAAAGGGACGUUUCUCACCACGGUGCUACAGAAGAGCAACAUGGGAUUCGGCUUCACCAUCAUUGGUGGGGACGAGCCGGACGAGUUCCUACAGGUCAAGAGCGUCAUACCUGAGGGACCUGCAGCCCAAGAUGGCAAGAUGGAAACAGGUGAUGUGAUCGUCUACAUCAAUGACAUCUGUGUUUUGGGCACCACCCAUGCCGAUGUGGUGAAGGUUUUCCAGUCUGUCCCUAUUGGACAGAGUGUCACCCUGGUGCUGUGUCGAGGUUACCCUCUCCCUUAUGACCCAGAAGACCCCUCCGCUAGUUCCUCUAUGCCCCCUUUGGGCCUAGUGGAUCACCCGCUGCUGCUCAAUGGAAGGAACAACUAUGAAAAUUACAUGGAGUACAUGUCUUUGACUGGACGCUUAGUACCCGAGCAUGGUGAGGGCCUUACCCCGCAUCCCCAUCCUGGAGACACACACCUGGACGGCUCUCAGCCUCCAUCCCUGACCACACCGGGACCCCCACCCGAUGACAGCGUUUCCAUGGCGUCUUCCUCAGGUGCAACCACCGGCGCUCAAGUGGCUGCUGAACUUCUGAGUCUCACUAUAACCAAAGGCACAGAGGGUUUUGGGUUCACCAUCGCCGACAGUCCCACAGGGCAAAGAGUCAAACAGGUUCUGGAGCCGCAGGGUUGUCCGGGGUUAUGUGAAGGAGAUUUGAUGGUGGAGAUUAAUCAGAAGGGUCUCCAGGGACUCAACCACACACAGGUGGUGCAGCUGCUCAAGGACUGUCCAGUGGGAACAGAGGCUACGCUUGUCAUUCAGAGAGGAGCAGCUGCAGGCCUCUACACACCCUGGGAUCCCACAAAACAGUGGGACACUCAAGGAAGCCCCCAGACCAGUUUGUCAGCUGCUUUGCUCCCCCAUGGUGCUCCUCAUCCCGGCCAGACGCUCCAUCGCUCCUCUUUUCCGGACACAGAGCCCUUUUACCUGGGCAAGCCGGACCCCUACGACCUCUAUGAGAAGUCACGUGCCAUUUAUGAAAGCAGGCAGCCAGUUCCUCCUCGGACGCUGACAGACUCUACAGGUGUGGAGUAUCAGGAAGUGGAAGUGCACCUGCUGCGUGAGAAGACCGGCUUCGGCUUUAGGAUCCUGGGUGGAGACGAGGCGGUGCAGGCUAUUGUGAUCGGAGCAAUCAUAGAGAACAGCCCAGCGGAGCGCGACGGAAGACUGCGUCCGGGUGAUGAGCUGGCCUCGGUUGACAGGAUGCCCGUGGCGGGGAGACCACACCGCUACGUCAUCGACCUCAUGCACGCGGCGGCACGAAAUGGACAGGUCACCCUGACCGUCCGGAGGAGAGUUCUGCAGCAGCAGGGUGAGAGAAAACCCUCCGGCCAGCCUUGUGAGGAAAACAGCGCAGCGGCCAAUCAGAACAGUUCUCCCCGGGGUCAUGCAGUGUGCCCGGUCAACUUGCCCCCCACCACUGAUGUAGUUAUCCAUCGUAAGGAAAGCGAAGGCUUUGGGUUUGUCAUCAUCAGCUCUCUCAACCGUCCAGAGACCACAAACACUAUAACUGUGCCACAUAAGAUCGGCCGCAUCAUCGAGGGCAGUCCGGCUGAUCGCUGUGGGAAGCUGAAAGUUGGUGAUCGUAUUAUGGCUGUCAACUGUCAGUCUAUCAUUAACAUGCCUCACGCUGACAUUGUCAAGCUGAUCAAAGACGCUGGACUCACUGUCACCUUGCACAUCAUCCCUGAAGAAGACGUAAACGGUGCUCAUUCGGCCCCUACAUCAGAGAAGCAGAGUCCCAUGGUGGCCCAGAAGCACAGCCCUCAUACUCAGUCCAGCCCAGCAGCCCAGCAGAGCCCGAGCAUGGCUCAUCCCAGCCCACCAGCCCCCCACCCCAGCCCGGCAACCACGCAGUCCAGCCCCCUGCUGAUGGAGCCGGGCCCUGGAGCUCCACACAGCAGCCCACCAGUGACUCAAAGCAGCCUGGAGGUCAUGCAGUCAGGCUCAGCGGUGACUCAGACUGCUUCUGUUGUGGAUCCGGGCAUACCAGGAGUUCAGCCCACCACCAUCGGAUCAGUGCCAGUCCCACCACAGCUGUACCUUCAUGACACCAGGUCGGAGGUAAAAGCCAGGCAGGAUGUUAAACCAGACAUCUGCCAAACUGCAUAUACAGACUACAGACAGCCUCCGGUGGACUACAGACAUCCUCCUGUAGCAGACUACAGACAGCCGCCCACCAUUGAGUACAGACACCCACCUGCUCUCAUAGACUACAGACAGCACUCCAUUGCCGAUUACAGACCACAGGACUAUGACUACUUCACUGUGGAACUGGAGAAAAGUGUGAAGGGAUUUGGCUUUAGUAUCCGCGGAGGACGGGAAUACAAGAUGGACCUGUUUGUGUUGAGACUGGCUGAGGAUGGACCUGCGAUCCGCAACGGCAGAAUGAGGGUUGGAGAUCAGAUUAUUGAAAUUAACGGUGAGAGUACGAGAGACAUGAGUCACGCUCGUGCCAUCGAGCUCAUCAAGGCUGGCGGUCGUCGAGUGCGUCUGCUGUUGAAAAGGGGCACGGGACAGGUGCCAGAAUAUGGAAUGGUACCUACCAACCUUACCAUGUGCAUGAAAAGCGACACUCUAGCCUCACCCUGUUUCUUCAUAAUGGGACACUCUAAAGACACGACAGUGCCGCCUCCUGGAGUGCUGUCUCUCCAGCCGCCCCUGCCUUGUCGGAAGUAGUCUCACCCCGCUAGUGUGACACUCGCCCUUCGCCAUCACCCGUCAUCUCAUCCAGCCUCAAACUCUGGACUUUCAGUGGCAUUUCGUCACAGUCUGGACCAAUCACAGCGCCCCUGGUGGUAGUUUUGUGGGGUUUCGCCCGCAGAACGAAGGGUGGCAGGUCCACCUGUAAGAGCUGUGCUUUGAACAGCCUAAAAAACAGAGGAGAUGGAUCAUUAAAGUCAAAAAUUAUUAAGAACAGAUGGAGACACAUCAACCUCAAAUGGAUUUUCGCAUCCAACUUGCUUUUCAUAUAGUCUCCGAUCCAAGUUUGUUUUUCCGGAUGAUCCAGAUGAACGGCAGCCAAAGACGUGUGGCUCGCCCUCUCGCUGUUUAAUUCUGAAGAAACUACUCGCAGGGGAACGAGCCGAACUUUCAAUGCCUCGUUCUUCCGUCCGGCGGACCCGAGCUCUCUUUAUUUGUUUAUCAUGUAGAGGUUGUUUAUUUUUUGUAUUAUUUCAAGAUGUUCAUACCAAACCCCUAGUGAUACAGGGGGUCAAAUAUCGCAAAUAUAUGUGUAGCAUGAAAAGAGAUUUCUGAAGAAACACAAACUUCUGAGUUUAGAACUACAACAUUUCAGUAUUGCCUUUCGUUAUAUGUCUGAUGGGAAAAAGUCACCAUAGACAUUGUGAAACACUGACAGUACAUAUAAAGGGAGACCGCCAUGAUGGAGAUACAAGGGUAGGUAUCACGCCGACCCAUUCGGCCUGAUUAAUGAGAGGGUAAAUGCACAUCAGUCGCCAAAUCUGCCACAUGGACGUAUCCCAUUAGAUCCCAAGAUGAUAUGUUGUAUUAGUAUGGUUUAGUUGAUGAAUUCCACACCCAGCCAAAUGUUCGGAAACAUCGCGAACUGAACCGAAGAAGGACUGUGGAUGUUUUUCGAAG
Molecule: messenger RNA, 5477 nt
Organism: Carassius carassius (crucian carp)
Lineage: Eukaryota; Metazoa; Chordata; Actinopteri; Cypriniformes; Cyprinidae
Product: membrane-associated guanylate kinase, WW and PDZ domain-containing protein 2-like
Exons: 24
Coding region: 570-4553 (1327 amino acids)
Biological process (GO): receptor clustering; signal transduction
Cellular component (GO): cytoplasm; dendrite
Molecular function (GO): beta-1 adrenergic receptor binding; SMAD binding; type II activin receptor binding
Source: RefSeq, a predicted model, not a curated record